AGAUGCUAUACAGCAUUGAAAGAACUGAAUAUUCCUAGACACAACUCACCCUUGCAAAUUAUAUAAUAUACUACCUCUCAUAACCACUUCCCAUAUUGAUUAACUACCUCACUAUGAAGUUUAUUGCGGUCCUUCUAUUCACAACUCUAGCUUUGGGUGCUAGACACUUUGAUGAUCCAUGGGGUUCUAACUAUGGGGAUGCACCUGUAAUUAGCUGUCAGGAUAAACCUGGACUGCGCUGCAACCCAUCGAUUGGACUUGACUGUUGUCCACUGCUUGACUGUACUGCAGACUGCCCAGGGUGCUGGGGUUAUUGUCGGAAGAACUAGGGUCAGAAGCUAUGGAGGAUUAUAGUAUUAUUUACUUUUAUUUCAGCGGGGUGUAUGAUUGGGUGAGCUAGACGUGAAGCUGAAGUUCGGAAUUUCGAAGCCUUGGGGUGGGUUUUUAUCCUGUAAAUAAUCAUGUACUAGGUUUUCCCUACUUUGUGAUGCAAAUGCAGAGGCUCAACUAUUUCAAAACCCCAGGGCACACCUCAAG
Molecule: messenger RNA, 537 nt
Organism: Aspergillus wentii DTO 134E9
Lineage: Eukaryota; Fungi; Ascomycota; Eurotiomycetes; Eurotiales; Aspergillaceae
Exons: 2
Coding region: 114-329 (71 amino acids)
Source: RefSeq, a predicted model, not a curated record